This is a messenger RNA of Moneuplotes crassus, 3600 nucleotides long. The record is from the annotation of a GenBank genome assembly. Lineage: Eukaryota; Ciliophora; Spirotrichea; Euplotida; Euplotidae.
AUGUCAAUUCCUCCUGACUCCAAAGCCGACCUUGAGUGGUUCAACUUUGAGAACAAAUUGCAUGAAUAUGUCACACAAAGGCUUGCACCUGUCAUCUCAAUGGUCAAACAGAAUGAAGAAUACAGUCUAUAUCAGGACACCCAGAUCAGCGAACUUCGGGAUAAAUAAUUCCAAGCUAAAGAAGCAUAUUUACCAGAUAGAGAAAUAAACAAAGAUUGUUCGAUGAUCUCAAGGAAGAGCUCUUCUCCUUCAAGCAACAAGUACGGAGCCAUAAUAUCCUCAACCGGGAAGAACAUGCUAAAGUUAGGACUGACAUUGAGAACUUCAAACAAAAUAUUAAAUCCUUCUCUGAGACUACCGAAGAUGUAGAUGGCAUGGUAAAAAUUGUUAAGACCGAGCUUGACAAGCUCCAAGAGACCAUCAUGGAUCACAAGGCAUUUUAUACCAAGGAGUUAGCCAAUGCAAAGACUUAUGUUACUGAUACCUCCACAGAUAUGCAGUCAGAAUUUGAAAAAUUAAAACUUAAAUAUAACUUUGACUCUGCUCUCAUUGAAGUUAAGAAGAAGGAAAUCAACCAAAUGAGUAUCGAUGUUAGUAUACUCAAACAGACAAUGAAGGAAGACCAAGAGAGCCUAAUUGAUCUGGUUAACUUCAAGAAUGUCUUUGAGAAAUCCCUCAACAAGUCAGGCCCUGAUGCUAUAGAAAGGCUAUUUCAGAUGUCCUCAGAAGCAAUGAAGAAUAACUCCUCUCAUGACAUCCAGAUCUUGUCAAACCAUAUUAACCAAGUUGAGCAGGAGCUUAAGAGAACUGAUAAUUUUAUUGAGAAGCAGUUGCCUCUACAGUACACUACUGCUUUUGGAGAAUUACUAGAUUACACAAUUCCUUCGAAAAAUGUUCGUGAGAAACUCAUGGAGUAUAUGGAUUACAAAAUCACAGAGUAUAACGAAGCUAUUGACAAAGAUACUGGCUGGCCUACAGCCAGCAAGGAACUUGUCAAAGCCAAGGUUACCGGAUUCAAGUACUCCGAGUUAACGAUUCCAGAACUGGUGAAGCAAUUGAAAUUAAAAUCAAAUAGGGCCAAGAAGUCUCCAAAAACCUCACCUAAGUUGAAGAACAAGACUAAAUUUAUACCAAGAAUUGGACUUGAUAGAUUUAUCAACAGAUCUCCACAAAGUAACUGGGAUAGCCAAGAUAGAGGGAGCGAGAAUAAUGACCAAUUGUGCCUCCAGUCUACAGACAGAAUCAAUGUCGACAUAAAAGGAGCUAAAAGUGAUAUGCAACCUGGUGAUUUCGGAGAUGAUUAUAACUAUGCCCCUGUUCAAGACAUCCAAGUCAAAGAUGAAGAAAAGCAACUAGACAAGGUUCUUAAAAGUGUAUCCGAAUCGUACAAGCAAUCAGAUAGCAAACAUGGUCAUAAAGAAUCAACUCAAUCCAAAAAUGAAGGUGAAGGUAUACCAAAAAUUUCACAAUCAGCAAACAGCAAAGACACUAAAUUUAUCAAAAAUCAGCAUAGCAAGGAAGCAGAGAUUAAAACCCUUCACAAAGAAGCCUCUCAGGUUGAUCAGAUUUGUCAAGAGGAUGAAAGCCCGAACAGGAUUUUAAGGAAUAAAACCUUGCCUUCGAUGCCAACUAAUGCUGUUAAAAAGGUUACUUUUGAUGAAACCAAGCCAAUGUCAAGACAAGGGAACUUGACAAUUUCAACACUAGUUAAAGACCACUCUCUCAAGAUGAAAAGAAAGAAAAUUCUAAAGGAGAAUACCAUCACAGAAUUUGACCAGAAUCAUCUGAUGCCAAAUCGAAAACUCAAAAUCAGGCGGAAAAGCUCUGAUAAAUCAGCUAGAAUAGAAGAAGAGGAGAAGAUAGACGACAACGAGUCCUUUGGAUCAAGGAAAUCUUCACCAACAGCAGUGCAACAAAGGAUCAAGAAUCCCUUCAUUUUUGAAGAUAUUUCUUCUACUAGCGAAGAGGCUUCCAACAAGUCGUCCUCUAAUCAAACACCUUCGAGUAGUUAUAGAUCAGGUAACCUCAAACUGAUCCAGUGAGACAAGGAUAGCACGAAGGUGAAUGCCAAGCCAAAGGUGCCGCUUAUCAAAGUAGUACCUAUGAAGACCAAGAAGAAGCUCCAAAAUGAGCCUAAGAAAACUGUUUUCCAAAGAGGUAAAUCAGUGGGGUCACCAGAAUCUCCAAAUUAUGAUGAAAAUUUCAAGAGAGAUGAAACUCCACCUCAAUCUCAGAAUACAUUACGCUCUGACCACAAAACUCUUGAAGCAGAAUUUGAGGUUAUCAAAGAAUCUGCUGAACAAAAAGAGGACACUAACACAGAGAAGGAAGAGUCUGAGAGUCAUUCCUUUAAAAAUAGUGACCAAGAUAGCCUUGAAGAGUCUGAAUCCGAGAUCUCUGAAGAGGAAGCAGCCUCGAUUAUCGAGCAUUCCACAAUCAGCAGGGCAACUAUGAAGAGGCUGACUCUGGUCAGGAAGCCUACCCUUGAGGAUUUUGGCCUUCAAAGCCCGACUAAGCUUAAAACUAUGACUGAUACAAACAAUAAGAAUCUGAAGCAAGAAUUUUUUGCCGACAACCAGAAAAGAGAUGAGGAAAUAAAGCAGCAAUACCAGGAAUAUGUCUCACUCAAGACUAACGAACUUUCUGUUGACAUCCAGGGAUUGUCCAAAAAGCUGGCAGACUAUCAGCAGAUAGCACAGGGUCUUCGAGAUCAGGUUACCGAGGAUUUUCUUGCUCACUUGAAAGAAGAAACAAAAAGAAGAAUAAGAGACAGGAAUGACUGUGAGCUGAAAUUCGACAAAAUAGCUAAGCAAAUUUAUAAAAUUAAUGAAAACGAGUUAAUUACCAAGUCAAAUAUUACAUCGGUGGUUGACCUACUGAAGUCUCUGAUAACUUUGUUUCAAAUCAACGACAUGCUGGACAUAGACAUAGCUGAGAUAGACACUGGGAAGAACUGAAAGCAUCUAAAUUCUGUAGUAAUAUCUCCAUUUAAGAGGAUCUGUGCUGGCCAUGAUGGUGAAAAGCUCACUAUUAACGGCCAACAGGCUGACAAAAAAACUUUAGAAACAAGGAAAGAACAAAUUUUAGACGACAUUGAUCUAAUUUUUAACCAGCAGUUGAAAUCUCUCUGUUCAAAAGAAAACCAUAUAAACUUGACUGACAUAAAGGUAAACACCGAUAUGCAGAGAACUUACUGUGAUGACUCCAAGUUCAUCGCUAUUCCAAAUGCUAUGGAUAUCCAGGGCAGUGAGAAAGAGAGGAAUGCCUUCAGAAUCAGGAAUAGUAAGAGCAUUGGAUCAACCACUACUUAUCAGCAGAUCUGUAAAAAGCAGUCUUCUGCUAAUACCACUAUUAGUAAUUUUUACCCUAAAAAAAAGCCUCUGAAGAUGGGCAAAGCUAACUUUAAAAACGAGAGCAUUGAUUAUGCUGAUACAAAUCCACCCAGAUUUAAAUUGAACCCAAGAAGAUCGAGUAGAGUUCAUAUGGCACAUACCUUGUCUCGACUAGGAAAUAGAUCUGCGUCAAGUCAAAACACGUUUAGGACGAUAUCCAAUGUGAGGGAGAACAACUAACAAGGAUAUUCCAGAGUCUUAGCUAAUU